AUGAUGAUUUUUGUUUGUUUACUCAUUGGUUUUCUCAUGUAUUUUCUAAUAUGUCGGGCUGGUUUUGCACCAUGUGAUAAAGUUUUGGAAUAUUUAUUUAAACCAGUAGUUCAACGUGUUCAACAACAACAACAGCACCCUCAAAAAACAACCGAACCAUCAACAACAAUAGCGAUAGAAUUACCUCUUCGAAAUAAACAGCAGCAACCGUUACAUUCAUCAAUUUCGGAUGAUUUUCUUCGGUACAAUGCUGGCUAUCUGACCGAAUAA
This is a messenger RNA of Adineta ricciae, 270 nucleotides long. The record is from the annotation of a GenBank genome assembly. NCBI's taxonomy places the organism in Eukaryota, Metazoa, Rotifera, Eurotatoria, Adinetida, Adinetidae.